AUGCCUGAUGAACCGGCCAUCUCCAAGCCCACCGAGGCUGGGAGAGCUAACACUGGAGAUGUAAAGACACCAAAAACAUCAACGCCAGUAACAAGACCUCAUCGGCAUGUUGUCUCUGCACAGGUUUACGACGUCCUCACCUUGCUCUUCGUCUUUCGCUUCAUCAAUGCGCUUAUUCUCCGCACCUUCUUUCAGCCAGACGAGUACUUCCAGGCUCUCGAACCAGCAUGGAGCAUGGCCUUUGGAGACCAGAGCGGGGCCUGGUUGACCUGGGAAUGGCAACAUCAGCUUCGCUCCUCUCUCCAUCCGGCCAUUUUUGGUCUGGCAUACAAGGCUGCCCACUGGAUCCUGUCCGCGCUCUUUCCUCCUGCUUUCGAGAUGUUUGUUCUCGAAGCCUUGCCCAAGCUUGUUCAGUCUGUCUUUGCCGCCUUGUGUGACUUUUAUACUUGGCAACUGGCCACCUCCAUCUUUGGCGAUGAGAGCAAUGUCCCAUGGACUGCUCUGUGGAUGACAGUUCUCAACCCAUGGCAAUGGUAUUGCUCCACAAGGACUUUCUCGAACUCCUUGGAGACUACUCUGACCAUUGCCGCCCUCUACUACUGGCCCUGGGAUCUUGUUCAGGAUGCCAAAUCCAACAAACAGGAGCCUCUACAGGUCAAGGACAACCUGGGCAGCCUCCGAGUCUCACUCAUUCUUGCUGCCGUUGCCGUCUUGCUACGCCCAACCAAUUUGCUCAUCUGGCUCGGAGUCCUCACCCUCACCGUCACACGGUUGACACUUGAUGGAGAGUCUCCUAUCAACAGAUCGACAUUGCUUGUUCUAGUCAAGGAGAUCAUCGUCUGUGGUAGUGCAGUCCUUGCCGUAUCACUAAUCUCGGACCGCCUUUACUUUGGCUAUUGGACCUUCCCGCCCUACAAAUGGCUGUACUUCAACAUCUCUCAGUCCCUCGCCGUCUUCUACGGCCACAUGCCAUGGCACUACUACCUUUCUCAGGGUAUCCCUCUACUCACAACCACCUUCCUCCCCUUUGCGCUCGUUGGUUUAUACAAGGCAACAUCAUCUUCCCAAACCCUUACCGUCCUCCAGUCUAACAUCCUCAAGACGCUUUCCUUUGCCGUUUUGUCCAUGGUCGGGACUCUUUCCAUCAUCUCCCACAAGGAAGUCCGCUUCAUCUACCCUCUUCUCCCCAUCCUUCACAUCCUAGCCGCUCCCUAUGUCUUCAAAUUCUUCACCAUCCCAGCAACAUCAGCAACAGCAGCAACCACAACUCAAACCAAAGGCAACGCCGCCGCUCCCUCUUCACCAACGACGACAGGCCCCGUAACCCUCCGCCACAAAAUCUCCCUCGCCAACCUCCUCUCCCUCAACCUCCUCCUCGCCAUCUACCUCUCCCUCUUCCAUCAACCCGCCGCGCUCUCCGUCAUAACCUUUCUCCGCACCGAGUUCGAGCGCAUCCACCCGGACUCGCUCUCCCUCGACUCUUCUUUGUUACAAAAACAAGAACUCUUUGCCCUCUUCCUCACCCCCUGCCACUCCACCCCCUGGCGCUCGCACCUCGCCUACCCGGCCCUGCGCGCCAGGGCUUUGACUUGCGAGCCGCCGCUGCAUACGCAGCCCGGGAGUGAGGAGAGGAGGGAUUACAUGGAUGAGGCUGAUCGGUUUUAUAAGAAGUCUGAAGAAGAGGAUGGGUUGUAUGGUGUGGAGUUCUUGAGGGAGGAGAUGUGGGGUGGUGAUGGUCUCACUAGUGGCGGUGGUGCACAGGGGGAGGAGAUUCCGAGGUAUAUCGUCGGGUUUGAAGGGAUUGAGGAGUCGCUGAAGAAGUUCUUUGAGGAAGACAAAAAGGGGAAGGAGAUGGGGGUUGAACUGAACAAGGUGUGGGAGGGGUGGAAUGGUGCAUUUAAUGAGGAUUGGAGGAGGAGGGGGAAGUUGGUCGUUUGGGAUACGGGGGUUUAUGAUGAGGUUGUUGCAGAACAAAAGAGGAGUGUGUUUUGAGUAGGUCUGGCGGCUAGGUUUUGGAGAGAGCAAGAUGGCUGUGUGAGAAGUGCUCUAAAUAGGACGAAAACUGGUAAUACUAUGCGCCGAGGAUAGGCCUGGCGCAAAAGAAUAAGAAGAAAUGUAAUAUAGCAGCGAAUAGAAAGCAGCAAAAUCCAAACAAAUAUGUACAGC
Messenger RNA from Neurospora tetrasperma FGSC 2508, 2166 nucleotides. RefSeq lists its product as uncharacterized. The record is from RefSeq and is a predicted model, not a curated record. Gene Ontology annotation, molecular function: alpha-1,2-mannosyltransferase activity. Gene Ontology annotation, cellular component: endoplasmic reticulum membrane. The transcript has 2 exons. Bases 1 to 1992 code for a protein of 663 amino acids. NCBI's taxonomy places the organism in Eukaryota, Fungi, Ascomycota, Sordariomycetes, Sordariales, Sordariaceae. Gene Ontology annotation, biological process: GPI anchor biosynthetic process.